GGGAGGUGGGGCCGGCGGGCGGGCGGUGCAGCUGCCGCCGGCGUCUCGGGGGCUCCAGGCUGCGGGGCGGACGCAGCGCCGAGCGAUCCACAGCCGAGUCCCGGCCCCGGCCCCGAGCGAGCCCCGCUGCCGCCGCCGCCCCGGGCCCGCCGCACCCCGGACACGCCGCGGCCGCCACCGCCGGGAAGGCAGCGGGCGCCGGGCAAGUUGCGAGCGAGCACGCCCCUCGCCCGGGGAAAGUUUCCCCCGCGGCCGCCGGCGGGAGUUGGCACGGGGUCCGGCCGCUGCCGCUGGAAGAGUUUACGGAAGCCGCCGUUGGAAAGAGACCUCGAGGCGUCUUUCCACCCCUGAAAGGAGAAGAAAGCGGUGGAAAGAGGACAAGCUGGGCCAAUAAAGGAAAUAAACAGGAGCCCCUUUGACCAGGAGACUCCAUCUCGCUGACGCCUGAAGACCUGCCCAGGCGGAGCACCAUGGAAGGCGACUGUCUGAGCUGCAUGAAGUACCUGCUGUUUGUCUUCAAUUUCUUCCUCUUCCUGGGCGGGGCCUGCCUGCUGGGCAUCGGCAUCUGGGUCCUGGUGGACCCCACCGGCUUCCGGGAGAUCGUGGCCGCCAACCCCCUGCUCAUCACGGGCGUCUACACCCUCCUGGCCAUGGGGGGCCUGCUUUUCCUGCUUGGCUUCCUGGGCUGCUGCGGGGCCGUCCGUGAGAACAAGUGUCUGCUGCUGUUUUUUUUCCUGUUCAUUCUGAUCAUCUUCUUGGCGGAGCUCUCGGCGGCCAUCUUGGCCUUCGUCUUCAGGGAAAAUCUCACCCGCGAGUUCUUCACCAAGGAGCUUGGCAAGCACUACCAGGGCGACAACGACACGGACAUCUUCUCUGCCACCUGGAACUCCGUCAUGAUCACAUUCGGCUGCUGCGGGGUCAACGGGCCUGAAGACUUUAAGUUCGCGUCCGUUUUCCGGCUCCUGACCCUGGAGAGCGCCGAGGUGCCGGAGGCCUGCUGCCGGAGGGAACCGCAGACGCGGGGCGGCGUCCUGCUGAGCAGGGAGGAGUGCCUCCUGGGGAGGGACCUGUUCCUGAACAAGCAGGGCUGUUACACGGUGAUCCUCAACGCCUUCGAAACCUACGUCUACCUGGCCGGAGCCCUCGCCAUAGGCGUGCUGGCCAUCGAGCUUCUCGCCAUGAUCUUCGCCAUGUGCCUCUUCCGGGGCAUCCAGUAGCGGCCCAGCCGGGAGCCCGCCCCCACCCCCGCCCUCCAGGCCGGUGGACGGGGGACCACGGGGCGGGGGGCGCAGGAGAAGGGGGAGGGAAAUCGCUAUUUUUUUAACAAUACAAAAUGAAGACAAAAAUACGGCCUGAUGUCCCCGCCGGCCCGGGCGCUGCCAGGGGCUCCCCGCAGGGCCCGGCGCCUGAGCCCGGGGCGCAGUCUGGCCUAGGGAGCAAAGGAGCCCCGGCCCAGGACCCUCCUCCGCUCAGCCCGACGGCGACCGGGCCUGGGCCCCCUCCUCGUAGCUUCAGGACCUGGUGCCGAGGAAGUGAUGAUCUAGGCAACCAGAAGCCUCGGAGAGAGGGCGCCACAGCCCAGGGGCUGCAAGGAGAUUCGGGCUCCACGUCCCUGAGGAUCGGAACCUACGUGCAGUCUUUGGUCCUCCGAGGAUGGUGCUGUCCCUGCCUCGGGCUGGGGCCAAGAGUGGGCUUCAGACACUGGAUGCAAGGAUGGCCCGGCUGGCGAGGUCCUUGCCUUCCCCAUCUGUUGGGCCAAAUAAUCGGGAAGGCCCAGAGAGGGGCAGUUUCUCAUCCACAGUCACGCAGCACAUGCAUGAUGACUCUCAACAAGGACCUGGUCAUCGCCGGGCUGCCUGUCACGCCUUCCAGGGCUCUGUCGGUCCCCGCCGAUCCGCUGCUCGCGCCCCCUCCCUGGCCUCCACAUCCUGGUUUCCCCAGAAGAGAGAGGGCAGGCUGGCCAGGAGCCGUCUCUUCCCAGCUCUACAGCUAAGAAAAUUCUGGACUUUUUUCCCCCCUGCCCUCCCUCCCGCCUCCCCACACCUCUCAGCCCCCAGGAACACACACACGGACACACACCACAGUCCCUUUGCCACACUGCCCACCGCGCCCCCCCAGCCCAUCCCCUUCCUGUUCCCCACCAGCUCCCUGGCUCCUGGGCUGGAAGGAGCCCCCAGGAUCAUCUGGCUCUCCUUGAGGUUUGGAUGUCUUCCACAAGAUCCCUGCCAGACUUCUCUACCCUCUUCUUACACACCUCCAGGGACGGGGAGCUCACUACCUCCCAAGACAGCCUUUUGCCUUUGGACUGCUCUGACUUUAGCUUCACCUCAAUACACAGAGAGGUUGGUUUU
Messenger RNA from Equus caballus (horse), 2351 nucleotides. It is a transcript of the gene TSPAN18, whose product is annotated as tetraspanin 18. NCBI's taxonomy places the organism in Eukaryota, Metazoa, Chordata, Mammalia, Perissodactyla, Equidae. Gene Ontology annotation, cellular component: plasma membrane. The record is from RefSeq and is a predicted model, not a curated record.